UAUCAUUUGGUAAAGAAAAGUCAAAAAUCAGUGUGUUGGCUCGGUUUAGGCAAAUGUACAUAAAAAAACAAUUAAAUAAAACAAUGAGAACAAAAUUAUACAUUUAGCAAUGAAUUAGUAAAAUAUAUUUAUCAAGCUUCACUACAAGGAAACGUAAAAAGCUGUGCUUUGAAUUAGAUCGAAUCGUGCAGUCAUGAAUCUAGAAUAGAAUUUACAAUUAUUUUGUAUGGAAUACUUAAAGAUGGAAGUGAGGGAGGCAGGCGAUGGGGCUGCGGCAGGGGAAUAUGAUCGGGAACCGCCGAAAAAAUACAGUUGGGCGGAAGUGAGACAAGCAGUUCACGAUUUGAGGAAAGAACUAUCUUCAUUGUCCACUAUGAUGCCAAUGGCUAUAUCUUUUAGAAAAUUAAGUAACGGCAAGACGAGGGUGUAUUUCUUGAGGACUCCGCAGAACGGAUGGGAGAUAACGCUGUUAUACACUGAUAUAAUACCAACCUUGCAACCCAGUAAUGCUAGGUUAGACUGGAAGCCGCUAAUCGAAUCGAACGUAGCGCUAGACGUGUCGUCCGGCAAGUGGUCGCGCGAGGAGCAGCUGCUGUGGGAGCGGCAGCGCGUCGCCGCGUGGGGCAUAGCCUCGUACGAGCUGCAUCAGUCGGGCAGGGUGCUGUUCCCGUGCGCCUCGUCGUUGUUCGUGGCCGAUGAGAGCGGUGGCCAGUCGCCCCCGCUAGUCCCCCGCUCGCUGGCCACCGGGGGCGGGGCGCCCCUCACCCCCGCGAUGUGCCCCUCCGCCCCGCAGCUCGUCGCGCACGCGGCCCGCGGGGACAUCUGGCUGGCGGGGGACUGCCUGCGGCGGCCGGCUAGGUUGACGUACGCGUGCAGGGGGCGGGAUGAACGGUUAGCCGACGACCCCCUCCAGGCUGGCGUGCCGUGCUACGUCACCCAGGAGGAGUUCUCGAGGUACACGGGCUUCUGGUGGCAACCGAAAUGUGAUGAUGAUGUGUUUCGGAUAGUCUAUGAGGAAGUUGAUGAGAGCGAGGUGAAGAUAUUCAGUUUUCCAUCGUCGAACAGCAGCAGCGGGGAGGUCGAGGAGUUCAGAUUCCCGCGCGCCGGCACGCCGAACGCUAAAUCCGUGCUGAAGUUGGUGACGUUCAAACUGCAGAAAGCGUCGCCCACCACCGUGCUCGACUACUACAACGAGGGCAACUCGGAGACAACGUUGCGUGAGUUGACAUUGACAUUGACAUUGACAUUGACAGACGUAGAUAUAAAAGAUGACAUUGAUAGACAUGAAUGUGGUCUGACUUUCAUAGACAUAGAUUUGGUUGUUGACAUUGACAAACAUAGCAUGGAGGUGACAGACAUCCGAUGGUACGAGAUGAAGCAUCCGCUGAAAGAGACCUUCCCGUGGUUCGAGUAUCUGGCCAGGGUCGGCUGGACCCCCUGCGGACAGUUCGUGUGGGUGCAGCUGCUGGACCGCAAGCAGCAGAGGCUGGAGCUCGCGCUGAUACCGCUGAGCGAGUUCACAUCGCGCGUCGGCUACGCGCUCGCGCCGGCGCACCUCGACGCGCCCGAGCCCGAGCGCCGCGCCGACGGCAAGUCGGUCAGUGUCUCGGUCGAAGGUAUGCUGUCGGAGGACGAGACCAACGCAUCUGGCCCCAACAUCAUAAGCAAGGAGGCGAUCACCUGGUAUAAUAUAGUAUUUUUAUCAAGCAUCCAUCAAUUUUAUCCAAUAAUUAAUUCGUCCGCAGCGGUCGAAGGUAUGCUGUCGGAGGACGAGACCAACGCAUCUGGCCCCAACAUCAUAAGCAAGGAGGCGAUCACGUCCGGCGAGUGGGAGGUCAUGGGCAGGAAGAUAUGGGUGGACGAGUCGCUCGGGCUGGUCUACUUCGUGGGGCUCCGCGAGACGCCCCUCGAGCGGCACCUGUACGCGGCGCCGCUCCGCCCCUCGGCCUCCGCCCCGCCGGUGCUGCUCACUGCGGUGGGGCACUCGCACACCGUGGAUAUGGAUGAGGAGUGCACGGUGGCGGUGAUAACGUCGUCGAACAUCAGCAGCGUGCCGAGCACGCGCGUGUACCGCGUGCGGCGCGCGCCGCCCCGCGCCGCGCUCGCGCAGUACGGCGCGCUGCUCGACCGACCGCUGCUCGACGGUCUCGACGCGCGGCCCUUCAACGGCAGCUGGGAGCGCGCGGGGGACGGGGACGAGUGUAACGACGUGUCGUUGCUUAUAAAAGAGCGCUCGCUGAGCGGCAUCGAGGUGCCGCCGCCGCAGAUCUACUCGACGCGGCUGUCGUGCGGCGCCACCGCGUACUGCACGCUGUGGCGGAGCGCCGUGCCGGGGCCCCGCCCCACCGUGCUGCACGUGUACGGGGGCCCCGAGGUGCAGACCGUCACCAAUAGCUACAAGGGCAUCCGGCAGCUGCGCAUGCACAUGCUGGCGGCUCGCGGCUUCAGCGUGGUGUCGGUGGACUCGCGCGGCUCGAAGCACCGCGGGCGAGCCUGGGAGGCGGCCAUCCGGGGCAAGAUGGGGCAGGUCGAGCUGGACGAUCAGGUGGAAGUCCUGCAAUGGCUGGCGAAGGAAACUGGCUGCAUAGACAUGGAACGAGUCGCCAUACACGGUUGGAGCUAUGGCGGCUACCUGUCGCUGCUGGGGCUGGCGACGCGGCCGCACGUGUUCAAGGUGUGCGUGGCCGGCGCGCCCGUCACCAGCUGGCGGCUCUACGACACGGCCUACACCGAGCGGUACAUGGGCGCGCCCGCCGACCGCCAGCACGCCUACAGCCGCGCCAGCGUCAUCGCGCACGCGCCCUUCUUCCCGGACCGUGAGGGUAGACUGCUCAUAAUACACGGUCUGGCCGACGAAAACGUCCACUUCUGUCAUACCGCGGCGUUGCUUUCCGAGCUCGUGAGGCUCGGCAAACCGCAUCGCGUGCAGAUAUACCCGGGCGAGAGGCAUUCCCUGCGGGCGAUGCAUGCGGCGAAGCACUACGAGGCGACUCUGCUGCACUUUCUACACGAAAAUCUUUGAAUAUAUAACAAUUUGUAAAAUAUAAACUGUUGAGA
This is a messenger RNA of Zerene cesonia (dogface butterfly), 3057 nucleotides long. RefSeq names its product dipeptidyl peptidase 9. The coding region runs from base 227 to 3022 and encodes 931 amino acids. Gene Ontology annotation, molecular function: dipeptidyl-peptidase activity; serine-type peptidase activity. NCBI's taxonomy places the organism in Eukaryota, Metazoa, Arthropoda, Insecta, Lepidoptera, Pieridae. The transcript has 19 exons. The record is from RefSeq and is a predicted model, not a curated record. Gene Ontology annotation, biological process: proteolysis.